Lachnellula hyalina is the source of this 600-nucleotide messenger RNA. RefSeq names its product Pyroglutamyl-peptidase (gene Pgpep1). The record is from RefSeq and is a predicted model, not a curated record. Lineage: Eukaryota; Fungi; Ascomycota; Leotiomycetes; Helotiales; Lachnaceae. The transcript is spliced from 3 exons. Bases 1 to 600 code for a protein of 199 amino acids. Gene Ontology annotation, biological process: proteolysis. Gene Ontology annotation, cellular component: cytosol. Gene Ontology annotation, molecular function: pyroglutamyl-peptidase activity.
AUGGCUCAAGAGGACUACGAUGUUACAGUUCUAGUAACCGGCUUCGGCGAGUUCCAAGAUAUCAAAAUUAAUCCCUCGUUCGAGAUUACAUCUCUCCUUCCCCCAGAAAUCUCUCACAAAGGCCUCACCAUCCGCCUUAUCUCCCACCCAGAGCCCCUCAACACAGCAUACCAUUCCAUCCUCUCCACCAUCCCACAACUCCUCGAACAACACAACCCCGACAUUGUACUACACAUUGGUCUCGCGGUUGACCGAGACUAUUUCGCGAUCGAGAAAAGCGCACUGAGAGAUGGAUAUCAUAAGAAGACAUGGGGGGAAAGUCCCGAGAGACUUGAAACGGCUCUUAAUUUUGAUGAUGUGGUGGGUCGGUGGAAGAAAGGGGGCGGAAAGGCUGAUGUUAGGGGAAGUGAUGAUGUUGGGAAUUUUGUUUGUGGGUUUAUUUAUUAUAUGAGCUUGGAACACUUUUGGAAGAGGGAGGAUGGGGAGAUGAAGGCGCUAUUUUUGCAUGUGCCACAUUUGAAGGGGGAGAAGGAGCUUGAGAAGGGUAAACAAGUCACAGUAGGCUUGAUUAAGGCGAUUGCGGAAAGUUGCAGGGAAUAG